AUGGAAGCGCAGAGCGGCUCCAGCUCCAGCCGGGAUUCCCUGGUCAGCCUCACGGCGGGCGAUGUGCUGAUCCGCUCCACGGGGCCCCGCGGGGAGAAGCCCCCCGGGAGGGCGGUGAGGCUGGCGGUGCAGAAGCUCCGUGAGGGGCUCUGUCCGUGCCCGGCCCCCGGGGCGGGUUCGGCCGCACACGGAGCCCCCCCGGCCCCGGGCAGGGCAGGGACCCCCCGCACCCCCCGCAGCGCCACUCCAGGAGUCCUCAGCACUACGGGAUAUCCAGAACUUCUGCUUCCAGUGGAAGAUGCAGAGCCCGUGUUUUUAUCCCAAAUGGAUUUUCCUAGAGAAGCUGCAGUGCAGGAAGAUCCUUCACUGCUACUGGAGGACAGCAGAGAACCUGAAGAUGAUGUUUUUAUUUCUCAAUAUGCUACUGGGCAGAAGGAGGCUCUGAGAGCAGUGUUAAAGCAAAAAGCUCAGAAUACUCCUGUACUUAAGGAGGUGAAGGUGCAGCUCCUGGGAAAUGCCUCCACAGAAAGAAGGGAAGGUGUUGGACACGAGCCCGGGUCAGCAGCCAGGGAAGUGGACUCUGCAACAACCAUUGCAGCAGCCACUGCUGCUGCCAUUGCCAGCACAGCCCCACUCCUCAAGGUCCAAAACGAUUUGGAAGCCAAAGUGAACUCAGUUUCAGCAUUACUUAAUAAACUGCAGGAGACAGACAGACACCUGCAGCGUGUGGCUGAACAGCAAACCCAUAUGAGGGCUCAACAGGAGAAGCCCCACUGUCACCACAGAGUCAGUGAGCUGGAAAAACAAAUGAAUGCUUUCAUGGUGCAGCGGAUUCAGCAUCUGGAAAAGCUACAGGAGCAGCAAAUGAAUAUUCAGUCUCAUCUCCUCAGCUCUGCAGUGAACACACGUGGGUUCCAGCAGGGUCCUGGGCCCUCCUCCAGUCUCCUGACAAAGCAACCUGAGCAACCAGAGCAGAGAUCACUCACUAACCAAGUGCCUUUGUCUCAGAGGGGUUUGUUUCCCACCAGUGAUGCUCCUGCCCAAGCAUUUUCAAGCCAUUUUCCAAGUAAUGGGAUUCCUACACAAACAUCUCCUCUGAAGACACCAGUUCCUCGCAGGUGUGCCCCAGAGCCUGUAUCAAAAAAUGGGAGAAUCUCACAGAAAGAAAACUCUGUGAUGGAAAAGGAAAAUAUUCCCAAAGCUACAAGUGAAGGUGAAAGGAAACUUCUGGAGCGUAUUCCGAGUCCUCAAGAAAUGCCACUGAGGCAAAAUGAGUAUUCCAAGAAAACAGCAUUAAACAGCAAUGAAAUGAGCUGGCAUUCUGAGAGGGACAGGCACAAUGCUUUGCAUACAGAGCCAGUCCCUGCUUUUGAAAGCUACAGUUCAAUUGAGAAGACAGUGCAAAAAGCAGAUGAUUUACUUCAAGAUCUUGGCCAGCUGAGAAGAGAAAUGCACAACAUGCUCCAGGAAGCAAAUUCAUGGAAAUCUGACAUGAAUAAUCUUAUUAAGUCCAAAAGUCCCACUGUUGCACCCGAUCCUCCUGAACAUCCUCUGCUCAAUAGACCAUCCAUCCUUCAAAACAUCCAAGUGCCCAAAUCCAUCCUGAGGGAUGCUGAGAGGACUUUGAGAGGAGUUCAAAACAAUAAGAAAUUUCUCGAGGAGAAUCUGGAAGCUGUCACUCGUGCAAAGGAUGGAGAUGCCACAUAUUCCUUCAUUAACAGCUUGACUACAAACAGAGAUGUGUUGGAAGAGAUCCGUAUCAGGAGGGCUGUGGACGAGUGGAUCCAGGCAAUCAGUGAAGAAAUCCAGGCCGAAAUGGCAAGAAAUGAUUCAGAACAAGUGAAAUAUGAUCCCAAACUCCCAUGGAUCAAGAGAGCCCAAAACCUCAAGGCUAUGAAGGCCAAGAAGGAAAUGAAAGCGAAAACUCAACAAAUCCAAGGUGGCUCGACAAAGAUGCCUCUGUGUGCAGCUAAGCCAUUGCAGAAGCAAGAGGAAGAUAACACCAGGAAACAGAGGCUUAGAACUUACUUUCCUGAGGGUUUGCAGAGGAGAGAAGGAAGGGCAGAUGGCCCUAGGAGUGGAAGUGCACUGGUACAAAAUGAAGAUUAUCUGUGUCGAGUUUAUGGGAAACCAAUUUACCAGGGCCAUCGCAGCACCCUCAAAAAAGCCCCAUAUCUGAGGUUCAACUCUCCCUCUCCCAAAUCCAAGCUUCCAAGGCCCAAGCUGAUAGAGUAUGUUAAAGGUACAAAGGUUAAGUCAGCAAGAACCCAGACUUCUUCUCACACACAGAAGGUCAUCACCAGCCCCAGGAAACAGCAUCCUGUGUAUGCUCUUGCCCAGGAAAAUCAGUAUGUCUUCAGUCCCAGUCAGGAUGUACCUCCUGCCUAUGGCCCCCUUGAAGGUCACCUCAUUCCCGUGGCUAUUCCACUAGGUCAGACCCAGAGCAGUACAUCCCUGCAGCCUGCUGGGAUCAUCAUAGACAAACCACACCCUGUCACAGUUACAACCUCCCUCCCUCAAGUGCCAAAACCUCCAGUUGAGAUAAAAAAACCAAACAUAGCUGUGAUAGAGAUGAGAUCAGAGAAAAAGGAUCCACCUCAGCUCUCUGUGCAGGUGUUACCAAGUGUGGACAUUGACAGUGUUUCAAGUGACAGUGUGAGUGUAAACCAUGUUCUUCCAGACUCUGAACCUCUUCUUCCUCCUGUGGAUGCUGUAAUACAGGAUCAGGAAGAGGAGAGGGAUGAAAUUCCAGAGUUCUCUGAGCCUCUUCUGGAGCUUAAUGGCCAGUUUAAAGUCGCCUCACCAAAAUACAACGGUCCUUUGUUUCCUCCGGUGGCUUCUGCCCCUCAGCAGCCUGCUGAUGUUUUGGAUGAACUGAUUCAAAGGAGAGAAACCAUCGAAAACAGGCUGAUAAACUGGGUGGAACAGGAAAUAAUGGCAAAAAUUAUCAGUGGGAUGUGCCCAGCUCAGAAGGAAACAGUGCCCAGUGUCAGCACCUCGGAGAGUGGAGACGAGGAGGUUGUAACCCCUGACAUUGUUGAAGUUGCAGGUGGAGGAGGAUUUCAGCUCUUUGUCAACGCUGGUGUCCCUGUGGACUCAGAAAUGAUAAAUCAUUUUGUAAAUGAAGCUCUCAGUGAAACAAUUGCAACCAUGCUGGGUGACAAUGAGGCUCAGAGAGCAGUUCCUGAUCCAAAUGUUCUUCCAAGCACAGUGACUAAGGUGGAGUCUCCUGUGCCUACGCCACUGCCAACCCCCCAGGCCACACCACCACCAACACCACCUUCAGAAAAGGAACUGCCCCCAGUCAAAACUCCAGAGUCGUCUCCAUCACCCACAGAAAUGAGUGGGGAUGUUCAUGAGAGUGAAAAACCUAAAGAAACAGGAGCUGGGAUUCCAGCAGCCACGGGCCGUGUUGGCACACCCGUGGUUACCCCUGUCAAUACACCCACAGCAGCCACACCCAGCCCUCCUGCCUCAGAGGGGGGCUCCCACACUGCCAAAAUGGAAAGUCCAAAGGCUCCAAACCCGUGGGAUGGUGCUGAACUUCCUCUGGAAGAAGAGAAACCCAGUCCUUUAGCUGAGGAACCCCUCCGUCCCAAGGCCGUUGAGAUGUCAGUGGCUAAUGAUGAGGAACCAGAGGCCUUGAUUUUACCAUCCCCACAGCCCUCAGCGAGGCCCCUGGAGUCACUUCCAAACAACCUCCAGGUUCCAUCCCCUGCACCUACAGUUAGUUCUGGAGUGUCCACACAGGAAAGCAGCAUCACCCCCACAGAAACUGAAACUACAGACAGACCCAUCUCAGAAGGGGAGGUGCUCUUCAGCUAUGGACAGAUGCUGGCUGCAGGAGCAGAAGGAGGACUGUCUCUUCCAAACCUCACUGAGAGCUUAUCCAGCACUUUACGAGAUGCCAAUGAGAUGGAUUAUGAUCCUCCGAGUGAAGGGCAAGUUGUGAGGAGGCUGGAUAAAGGAUUUCACAGGGAUCCUGUCCUGACUCUUUUAGCCAAAUUAAAUCAAGCACCUGUUUCUCCACAAGAGGGAAUAGACCAUUUGGAGGACUCUGAUGGCAGUGUUGGGGAGCUCAGUGAAGGUCAAAGACCGAGGCUGACCAGAGCAGAAGAGAGAAUCCUGAUGGGACAUUCCCUUUAUCUGGACCAUCCAGCUGCUCAGAGCUCUGGGAACAGACCACACCAGGGAUUCCGUCCUGCGUCCCCAGGACAGCUCACCCAAAUUGGAGCAGAAAUUCUUGGAGAUGCAGAUACAAGUCGUGGUCCGAUGCUUUUGGCUGAGCUGGAAUCACAGCCAGCUUCAAAUCCCGCUCUGAGGGCAGCCCAGCCAGGCUGCACAGUGACAUCUCUCUCGGAGGAUCUGUCCCAGGAGGAAAGCCAAGGAGCUGCACAAGUUGAGACUGUGAGACCACGAGUUAUUCUUGUGAGAAGGAUGUCUGAAGAGAUGCAACAAGCAGACACUUUAGGAGUAAACAGACACUGUACUUCAUGCAACAAAGAGAAGCUUUUCCAGCACCACCUUCUCAAUACAGUGAUACAAAGGCUGCCUAUAAUUAAAUGUAACUACAUGUUUCCAGUGCCCGUGGGAUUAGUUUCUUAA
This is a messenger RNA of Lepidothrix coronata (blue-crowned manakin), 4605 nucleotides long. RefSeq names its product KIAA0586 ortholog. The record is from RefSeq and is a predicted model, not a curated record. Bases 1 to 4605 code for a protein of 1534 amino acids. NCBI's taxonomy places the organism in Eukaryota, Metazoa, Chordata, Aves, Passeriformes, Pipridae. Gene Ontology annotation, biological process: smoothened signaling pathway. Gene Ontology annotation, cellular component: ciliary basal body; centriole. The transcript has 30 exons.